CACGCCUCCCGCCUCCUCUACGCCUGCAGCCUCGACCUUCCACCCCAUUCCUUUCGGAGAGAUUAGAUAAGACUUAGAACAUUAUCUCCGCCACUUGAGAGAGUUACUUGGAGUUUCCUGGAGUUGCAAACCCUCUCUUGCCUGUUCGGUCUCGUCGGGCACCUCCCUGCCUUGCCGACAGUCCGCCUCGACCUGCGCGGCCGACACACAGCCUCGGUUCUGACGGAACGAGUCCUGCACUAUGCCUGAUUUGACGGUCGCCGUGGUGGGAGGCAGCGGGUUCCUGGGGCGGCACGUGGUGGCGCAGCUGGAGCAGUGGGCAGCCGAAGGCCAGGUCGACGGCUGGGGCGUCAAGCAAGUGCGGGUCCUCGACAUUACGCAGCAGGGCGGAAACACAGGCGGCAAAACCACAGCGAUUUUCGAGGAAUGCGACAUUGGGGACGCGGAACAGUUAUCGCGGAGCCUGAAGGGCACGGACGCCGUCGUCAACUGCGCCGCCGUAUCGCCCGACAUAACGCAGGAUGAGGUUCGCUGCGGCUCUGACAUGUGGAGAGUCAACGUCGACGGAGUGCGGAACUUGAUACAGGCAUGUCGGGAGGCGGGCGUUAGCGUGCUCGUGCACACCAGCACUCUCGCCGUCAAGAUGGGCGGACAAAAGCUGAUGGAACACACGGAGAGCCUCUCGCCCCACGUCAGCGAGGACGCCCUCAUACUCGGGGACUACGCUCGAGGCCGCGUGCGUGCGGAGGAACUUGUCUUGGAGGCUCACGAUGGCCCCACGCAAACAGAAACGAGACUCCGCACGGUGGUGCUGCGGCCGCCCCUCCUGUACGGCGAGGGCGACCGGGCCUUCGUGCCGUACGUCUUCCGGCUGGCGCGCGCUGGGGGCAACACGAUGCCUUCCUUUGGCAAUCCUGAUGCUUUCCAACAGGCGGCAUAUGUUGGCAACGUGGCCGCGGCGCACGUCAUGGCUCUGAGGAAGCUUCUGCGGGAGGACGACGCGAGCCAACUGCAGCGCGUGGGCGGCCUGCCGUUGUACGUGACGGACGACACGCCGCCCAACAACCUGCCCGGCCUCGCGUACCCCUUCCUCCGCCACCUCGACCUGCAACCCGCCCGUGACCUCUCCUAUUGGACGGUUGCCAUCCUCCUGCUCCUGGCGAAAGCCUGGGGCGCCGUCCGCUCCGCCUUUGGCCUGAAUCCCGCGGGCCCUUCCGCCCUCCCGUCCUGGACUCUCCACCGCCUCGGCCAGACCAUCGCCGUCGUCAGUCGCAUGCGGGCGGAGCUCUCCAUGGGCUACACGCCGCCCUUCUCGUGGCCGGAGGCGCUGGCUCGCUCCACGGCCUACUACGGGGCGGCCUUCCCCGGGGAGAAAGCCUAGCGCCCUCGGGGCCUCGCCUCCGGGGUGGGACACAGGCGGGCAGCUGUGCGGGCAUUUGCUCUUUCGAUUAUCAUAUCAACAGCAUUUUAAUAACUAUCUAUUAAUAUAUAUAU
Molecule: messenger RNA, 1494 nt
Organism: Penaeus indicus
Lineage: Eukaryota; Metazoa; Arthropoda; Malacostraca; Decapoda; Penaeidae
Product: 3 beta-hydroxysteroid dehydrogenase/Delta 5-->4-isomerase-like
Exons: 6
Coding region: 242-1381 (379 amino acids)
Biological process (GO): steroid biosynthetic process
Molecular function (GO): 3-beta-hydroxy-Delta5-steroid dehydrogenase (NAD+) activity
Source: RefSeq, a predicted model, not a curated record